Acanthisitta chloris (rifleman) is the source of this 1273-nucleotide messenger RNA. RefSeq names its product glucose-6-phosphatase, catalytic subunit (gene G6PC1). The record is from RefSeq and is a predicted model, not a curated record. The transcript has 5 exons. Bases 197 to 1273 code for a protein of 358 amino acids. Gene Ontology annotation, biological process: glucose 6-phosphate metabolic process; gluconeogenesis. Gene Ontology annotation, cellular component: membrane. Gene Ontology annotation, molecular function: glucose-6-phosphatase activity. NCBI's taxonomy places the organism in Eukaryota, Metazoa, Chordata, Aves, Passeriformes, Acanthisittidae.
UUUUACGUAAGUUGUUCCAAACAUGUUUGUAACGACACCCCCCCCGGUGGUGCACCUUUGGCAAAAGUGGUUUUGGGUCCAAAGAUCAGUGCUGGGACAGCGACCUGCCUGUUAGCAAACAAGACCCUGCAGAGUAUAAAAGCCAGUGUCACAGCAGAGCGCGGGGCAGCCGGAGCCACGCUGAGGGCAGAGCAGGAUGGAGGCACACAUGAACCUCCUGCACGACGCAGGCGUCCGGGCGACUCACUGGCUGCAAGGGCGCUUCCAGGGCUCCCAGGACUGGUUCCUCUUCAUCUCCUAUGCUGCUGACCUCAGGAACGCUUUCUUUGUCCUCUUCCCCAUCUGGUUCCACUUCAACGAGGCGGUGGGCAUCAGGCUCAUCUGGGUGUCUGUGAUCGGAGACUGGCUCAACCUCGUCUUCAAGUGGAUCCUCUUUGGGGAGAGACCUUACUGGUGGGUCCAUGACACGGACUAUUACAGCAACAACUCCGCCCCAGAGAUCCAGCAGUUUCCGCUCACCUGUGAGACUGGCCCUGGGAGCCCAUCUGGCCAUGCCAUGGGGGCAGCAGGCGUGUACUAUGUCAUGGUGACAGCCCUCCUCUCUGCUGCCAUGGGGAAGAAGCAGUCAAGGACUCUUGGAUACUGGAUGCUGUGGACAGUGCUUUGGACAGGGUUCUGGGCAGUUCAGGUCUGUGUCUGCCUGUCCCGUGUCUUCAUUGCUGCUCACUUCCCGCACCAGGUCAUCGCGGGGGUGUUCUCAGGGAUGGCCGUGGCCAAGACCUUCCAGCAUGUUCAGUGCAUCUACCAUGCCAGCCUUCGGCGGUACGUGGGCAUCACUUUCUUCCUCUUCAGCUUCACCCUGGGAUUCUACCUGCUGCUACGGGUGCUCGGCGUGGACCUGCUCUGGACACUGGAGAAGGCACAGAGGUGGUGCAACCGCCCUGAGUGGGUUCACAUCGACACCACCCCCUUUGCCAGUCUCCUCCGUAACCUGGGCAUCCUCUUUGGGCUGGGGCUGGCCCUGAACUCCCACAUGUACCAGGAGAGCUGCCGGGGGAAGCAGGGCCAGCAGCUGCCCUUCCGCCUGGGCUGCACUGCUGUCUCCCUCCUCGUCCUCCAUCUCUUUGAUGCCUUCAAGCCACCCUCCCACAUGCAGCUGCUCUUCUAUGCCCUCUCAUUCUGCAAGAGUGCGGCUGUGCCGCUGGCUGCUGUUGGCCUCAUCCCCUACUGCCUCUCCCAGCUCCUGGUCACACAGGAUAAGAAAGCUGCCUAG